Messenger RNA from Tarenaya hassleriana, 1077 nucleotides. RefSeq names its product CBS domain-containing protein CBSX3, mitochondrial. The record is from RefSeq and is a predicted model, not a curated record. The transcript is spliced from 6 exons. Bases 159 to 776 code for a protein of 205 amino acids. Lineage: Eukaryota; Viridiplantae; Streptophyta; Magnoliopsida; Brassicales; Cleomaceae.
AAAAAGUCGCCGCGGUUUCAGUACCAAAAGUGGAUUAUCUCUAUCCAUUUCCUGGAAAAUCUCUCACUCACUCACUCGCACACAUCUGUCUCUUGGUUCUGCUCUAGGGUUCUUCACUCUCUUCUCCAACUCCGAUCCAACCCUUCAGGCCUGUAAAGAUGCAAGCUGCGAUUAGGGCAUUUGUAUCUGGUGGAAAUGUUGCCAAAUCCGCUGUGUUGCGUCACUUCCGUGUGAUCAAUCCGGCGAUCCAACCAGCUGUGUUCUCCCGGUCCGAGUCAACUCAGUCUACUGGAAUUGAGGAACACGGGUUCGAAAGCACCACGAUCUCAGACAUUUUGAAAGCCAAAGGCAAAAGUGCUGAUGGUUCCUGGCUUUGGUGUACAACUGAUGACUCUGUCUACGAUGCUGUUCAGUCCAUGACUCAACACAAUGUAGGAGCUUUGGUGGUUGUGAAGCCUGGGGAGCAACAAUCCAUUGCUGGAAUAAUCACUGAGAGAGAUUAUCUACGGAAGAUUAUAGUGCAGGGGAGAUCAUCCAAAUCAACCAAAGUCGGGGACAUUAUGACCGAUGAGAAUAAGCUCAUCACUGUAACACCCGACACCAAGGUUUUGUGGGCAAUGCAACUCAUGACAGAUAACCGAAUCAGACACAUCCCUGUAAUCGACGACAAGGAAAUGGUGGGGAUGGUGUCCAUUGGAGACGUGGUUCGUGCAGUGGUGACUGAGCACAGGGAGGAGCUGGACCGUCUAAAUGCUUACAUACAAGGAGGGUACUAAAAAGAUCGAAUAUUUCCGAGGCGGGCCGAGAACUUUACUGAAGCUAAAGCCUUAGAUCAGUGUAAAUAUUGCAGUGCUUCUUUGUUUGGGGGUGUGAGCCAUUUCCUAGGUUUACUUGUGAGGCAAGGACCAGCUUUUGUGAUGUGGGUUUGAAGAAUAAUGAAUUGGCAUGUGGGGGGGCAAAUGUCAAAGACAAUAACACUUGAUUUCCUUUUCUCCUUGUGUGGUUUUUGUAUGUCAGAAGUCUAAAGUUUGUUCCUUUCGGUUUCCAUCUCUUCUAAAUUAAUGCUUGUUUCUUUCU